Dictyostelium discoideum AX4 is the source of this 207-nucleotide messenger RNA. RefSeq lists its product as hypothetical. Lineage: Eukaryota; Evosea; Eumycetozoa; Dictyosteliales; Dictyosteliaceae. The record is from RefSeq and is a predicted model, not a curated record. The transcript has a single exon. Bases 1 to 207 code for a protein of 68 amino acids.
AUGGGAUUGGGUCAAAGAAAAUCCCAUUACCGCAACUAUUGUAGGGAUUCUGGCUGUGGGUGCAUUGGUGUGUCUGGUUUCUUAUGUGGCCCUACCAUUAUUAAAAAGCAGCAUCGCGUCAACGGGAGCUGGUGGCUUUUUUUGGUGGUUGUUUUCAAACAAAACCCGGCUUAUCUGUCUUUGGCUCAUUUGCUGGUAGAUGGUUAA